Gamsiella multidivaricata is the source of this 1175-nucleotide messenger RNA. RefSeq lists its product as uncharacterized. The transcript has a single exon. The record is from RefSeq and is a predicted model, not a curated record. The coding region runs from base 194 to 844 and encodes 216 amino acids. NCBI's taxonomy places the organism in Eukaryota, Fungi, Mortierellomycota, Mortierellomycetes, Mortierellales, Mortierellaceae.
GUGACAGGUGACUGUCCUGCUCAUACGCCCACGAGUGGAGUUCCACGAAUUGGGUGAUGUCGCCCCAUGGACGAUCACUUGCCCUCUUCCUCUCAACCCAUACAUCGCGAGGACGUCCAUCCUCGACACGACGAGAUCAACACUACGCAAGGAACAUCUCGACCCACAGUCGACCUUUAAACGUACGUCUAGUAUGGCGUCUCCUACUAACUCAGUUUCUGACCUCCUGGCCACCAACUCUGGCAGUGCCUCCAGGACGGGCGCAGGAAGCAGUGGCAACGAUACCCUGGACGCAUCGACAUUCAUCGACCCGUUCUCAGAAUCCAAUCCCUUUGCGGACGACUUGCUUGAGCCUGUUAUCUCUCCACUUGCAAAACCGUCUCCGUCCAUCAACUUCAACGAGUAUUAUCCACAGCCAACCACCGGUAGCAUGGAUGACAAUGAAGGCGAUGAUGAUGAUGACGACCACCACCACACGGGCAGUCCGUCGUUGUUUUAUGGUACUAGUACGCUUCAGACAUCCUUUUCAGCCCUGAAUAUGGCUGGUCAUGAGGAUUCUAUCACGGUAGAGAGUCCAUAUGAGGAGCAACACGACCAACACGACUCGGAUGGUGGACGGCUACAUACAGGAGGAGGAAACGGGCAUCAGAGGUGGGACAGCGUUGACUCGAAUCCCCGGUACGACAGCGAUGAACAGGCUGCAGCCAGACCCGAGGGACGUGUUGGGCAGUACCGUCCUGAAUCGACGCGGUCUCUUGGAUCUCAGGCAAGUGGAUACCUCUAUCCUUCGCUAUGCGGCGGUCUAAUGGGUCAGUUCCAUCGAGAGUAUUUUUUUUUAAAUUAAUACUGUCUUACCUCUUCAUUGUGUAGAUGUCAUUCAGACUGCCUGAGAAUGGUGUACUGCCCUGGUUUGAAAUCACGGUUGGCGAGCCUCAAAAAGUUGGGGACGUAAUCAAUCCCCACAUCGUUUACAAAGUUCAUAUCAGGGUAAAAAAGAAAAAGACUAUGAGGCCAUUACAUUCUGAUAAAAGAAGAUAGUAGACGCAAACGACCGUCAUGGUAUCUAAUCUAUUUUUUGGUCAAUGCUAGACUAAUUCGACAGCCUUCAAGUCGAACGACUUCACGGUACAGAGGAGGUACAGGGACUUUUUGUGGCUCUAUAACCAACUCACAGC